Molecule: messenger RNA, 319 nt
Organism: Acanthoscelides obtectus
Lineage: Eukaryota; Metazoa; Arthropoda; Insecta; Coleoptera; Chrysomelidae
Source: the annotation of a GenBank genome assembly
AUGUCGUCCUCCGUAAGAGGUGAUUCACACUUCACAGUCAAUUUGGAGCUGCAUCCAGUAAAGUCAUUCGAUAGAACAUCAAAAUGUUAUGUUAAUCUCAAACCAAAUGCUGUUCCGACAAUACAUCCAAACCAGGAAGAGUCACCACCUGCCAAGAUACUAGUACUAUCAAAUACAGUAUUAAGACCUACUUUCGACUCAUCCCUUCUACAGAAACAAGCAGUUAGUAUAAGACAUCAUAGCAAUAAGCUUAUAUUAUUUAGAGUGCAGUAAUCAAUUAAUCUGUAAUCUAUGUAUUUAUGUAAUAAAGAUUAUUUCC